CCUUUUAAUCCUCCCCAGAUCCUUGCGACCGGGCUGAGCGCUCUCUACUCCUCGCUGCCACGGAAGAUAGAAGUGCGCGGGGAUGACUGGCAUUUCCUGCGGCGAGAGGACUGGAUCGGCGUCUCUUCGCUCGUCCUGUUCAUGAAUUCCCUGGAGUUCUGUAAUGCCGUCACUCAGGUGGCUCAUCCGCUUGUCCAGAACCAGCUGGUGGAGUACCUUCACAAUGGCUUCCUGGUGCCAGUGAUGGGUCCUGCACUGCACAAGACCUCCAUCGAGGAGAUGAUCGCCAGCACUGCCUACUUGGAGCUCUUCCUGCGCAGCAUCAGCGAGACGGCUCUACUGAAAACCUUCCUGCGAUUCAUCCUCCUGCACCGGCACGACAGCAGCACCAUCCUGCACACCCUGAUCAGCCGCAUUGCCAGCAACUCUCGGCUCUGCAUGGUGUCCCUAACCCUGUUCCGUACUCUCCUCAACCUGAACUGUGAGGAUGUCCUGCUGCAGCUGGUGCUGAGGUAUCUAAUACCCUGCAAUCAUGUCAUGCUGAGCCAGAGAAGAGCCGUGAAGGACCUGGAUUUAUACUCCAAGACUGCCGAUAAAUUCCUCUCCCUCAUCCCACAAUGUUGUCGGAAAGAAAGUCUGCUGUCUCAAGAAAGAGAAGAGCAUGCUACCUGGACAAAAGCUCAGGGCAGUCCGAGCAUUGACACGUCCUCCGUCCACACUGUGCCGCGCCCCUCCACCCCCUCCCGGAUGGGCUUCUUCAUGCGCCAGUCUGCACCUGACAGCCCCUCUCAGCGCUCUCCGGGCCCCUCUCCCCAGGACCCGGGCAGCCCCCGCCACGUCUCCAUGUCGUGGGAUGAAGUGUCUGAGCUGGAUGAGAAUUACCUGGAGUAUCUGCAGGAAGCGCGGGCCGGCAUUGAUCGCUGCUCCCGCGCCUGUCGUGUCUGGUCCGCCCCCUACGACGGUGAGGAGCCCAGCCCCCGCAGCAUCUCACCCCUGACGCCUGAGGAGGUAACGGUGGCCCCUGAUUAUUUCUCUCCCCCUCCCUCAUCCACCAGGAGUCAGGACAAAGAGAGGGAGGCACGGCGGCACAUCGCCACCCCGCGGACUAAGAAGCGCAGCUUACAGGAGGAGGAUGGCGGGCGCAGCAAUAGAGCCCAGAACAGCGGGCGCACAGAGUCAUCUCAGGACGGGGCGCCAGUCCCUGCCCUUAUGAACGGAGCCACCUCUGAGCUGGGAUGUUUGGGGGGCGCUCAGAGGGGGCCCGGCCAUCCGGGGCAAGCUGAUAAUUUUGAGGUUAAGAAAGUGAAGCGGGAACUCAUAGGCGGAGCAAGGGGAGGAGCCCAAGGGGAGGGGCGAGUGGUGGGGGCGGAGAACCGAGCUGCUGAGACCGGACCAGACCGAGGGGAGAACGGCCGCUGGGCAGCUGCUCAGUGGGAGGCAACAGAUUCUGUGGACAACCUGAUUGACGAGCUGCUGGACCGGGCCCCUGCUGAGACUAAUGGGGCCCAUGUGAGCAUUGAGAAGCUGGGGGAGGAGCUAAAGGAAAUGGAAGACAGCAUGAGGGUGGUGGCCGUACAGGAGGAGCCGGUGGAUGGGCACAUGAGCGUCCCUUCAGAGGAGGAGCAGGAUGGCUAUGACCAGCCGGAAACGGGCAACACAAGGAUGACCCUUCUGCUGAACAGCCCCCUGCGGGCACAGAACGGUGGCCAGCCGUACACAGGUCCGUUUAUCGCCAUCCUCUUUGCCAAAUUGGAGAACAUGCUGACCAACUCCCUGUAUGUCAACUUCCUGCUGACGGGGCUGGUGGCACAGCUGGCAUGUCACCCGCAGCCGCUGCUCCGCUCCUUCCUGCUGAAUACAAACAUGGUAUUCCAGCCGAGCGUCAAGUCCCUGGUGCAGGUUCUGGGCUCCGUGAAGAAUAAGAUCGAAGCCUUCGCCUCCUCGCAGGACGACUUCCCCACCCUUCUCUUCAAGGCCAAGAAGUUCCUGCUCGCCCGGGGGAAGCUGGACUGGGGCGAGGGGGUGGGGUCUGUGCCCGCCCUGCGCCGCUCCGACACACUGGUGAAGAGCCGGAAGCCGUCCAUCGGAGAGCUGAUCUUGCGGCACACGAACAGUCCGACGCGGGCACGCCAGGCGGCACAGAUGGCCUUCCAGCACGUGCGGGAAGGUCAGGUCCUCCAUGCCCUCUCGGGGACGUCCCUAUUCAAGACUUCGGCAGAGAAGCAGAAUGAGGCGCUGCGGGUGAAGAACGCCGUCUACUGCGCGGUCAUCUUCACGGAGUUCAUGAAGGAGCUGGCGGCCAUCACCCAGGAGCACGCGGUGACGUCCCCGUACCUGCUGGUGCCGGCCGAGGAGUGAACGCCGACUGUGCAUAGUGACCGUCCUGUCUGUGUCCAGGGGUUGGCUGCCCCCGCCACGGGCCCUAGAGGGAGGGCCCCUCAUCACCAGGCAGCUCCCCUCGUGGACCAAUCCCAUCGUUGCCUGCGUCUCCGCCGCCCGGGCGCAAUUUUUAACUUAUUCUUCUUGGAGGUGUGUGUAUAUAGCUGUAUGUACAUGUGUGUAUAUAUCCAUAUUUAUAUAUACACGCCCGCCUAUACCCCCCUCUGCCACCACCUUUUUACAAGCUGCUGUGUGGGCUCCUGGCGGUGCGGUGUAAUGUCUGUAUGUGGCCCCCGGGUGUGUAAUGACUGUGCCAUAAGAGACCAGCCUCUCUCCUGCCACCUGCUGGUCAGCCCUGCUCCGUAACCCCCAAAGAUCAGGCGUGGGUGGGUGCCAUGGGGGUAAGAGCCCGAUACAUGCCGCUACUCCUGUCACAUCCAGAGCAGCUGUCACAUCGGGGCUUGUACUCCUGACACAGCCAGAGCAGCUGUCGCCUCGGGGCUUGUACUCCUGACACAGCCAGAGCAGCUGUCACCUCAGGGCUUGUACUCCUGUCACAGCCAGAGCAGCUGUCGCCUCGGGGCUUGUACUCCUGUCACAGCCAGAGCAGCUGUCACCUCAGGGCUUUUACUCCUGUCACAGCCAGAGAAGCAGUCUUCACCUCUGGUCAGCAGAAGAAUUGCAACUGCAGCUCAGGCUGUGACCAGAGUAUUGUACCUGUAUAGCCCUCGUCCAGUGGGAUCCUGAGCGCCAGCCACCUGCAUGUUAACAGGAAUGCAGUGGAGAUGUGACCGCAGCUCUGGAUGUGGCUGGAGUAGAAGGCAUGGUGUUACGUCCCAUGGCCGCCUCUCGCUCUGCCUGAUCGUUGUGCUGUAUAUACUGGGAGUGGGCGGAGCUUUCCACAGUGACUGGAAUUUUGAUUUUUUUUUUAGUGAAUGAUUUUCUGAUUUGGUCUUUUAUUCAUGUUUUAUGUUUGAUUUAUAUUUUAAUGUUUGUGUGAGAAUCGCCGAAAAUGAGAGCGUCACCGCCGUGGGACGGGAUUAUAUCGGGAUGUUACUGCGUCUGUCAUAUCCGACCAGGAUGGAGGUUCUGUCCCCGUAAUCUGUACAAUCCUGAUAAUCUGUACAAUCCCGGGGCCGGUUCUAUCCCCAUAAUCUGUACAAUCCUGGGCCGGUUCUAUCCCCAUAAUCUGUACAAUCCUGGGGCCGGUUCUAUCCCCAUAAUCUGUACAAUCCUGGGCCGGUUCUAUCCCCAUAAUCUGUACAAUCCUGGGGCCGGUUCUAUCCCCAUAAUCUGUACAAUCCUGGGGCCGGUUCUAUCCCCAUAAUCUGUACAAUCCUGGGGCCGGUUCUAUCCCCAUAAUCUGUACAAUCCUGGGGCCGGUUCUAUCCCCAUAAUCUGUACAAUCCUGGGGCCGGUUCUAUCCCCAUAAUCUGUACAAUCCCGGGCC
Bufo bufo (common toad) is the source of this 3829-nucleotide messenger RNA. Its product is annotated as FTS and Hook-interacting protein-like. The record is from RefSeq and is a predicted model, not a curated record. Lineage: Eukaryota; Metazoa; Chordata; Amphibia; Anura; Bufonidae. Gene Ontology annotation, biological process: endosome organization; early endosome to late endosome transport; endosome to lysosome transport. The coding region runs from base 142 to 2358 and encodes 738 amino acids. Gene Ontology annotation, cellular component: FHF complex. The transcript has 9 exons.